Effrenium voratum is the source of this 1398-nucleotide messenger RNA. The record is from the annotation of a GenBank genome assembly. Lineage: Eukaryota; Dinophyceae; Suessiales; Symbiodiniaceae.
AUGCUGGCGGUGGUGGCGCGGGUGGCGGUGGUAGCGCCGGUGGCUGUGGUAGCGCCGGUGGCGGUAGUGGUGCUGAACAGGAAGGAGCCUUCUGAAUUUGCUGUCUUCGUUUCCAAUCAGGUGAAGCAGUUCGAGAAGCACGUGGCGCGGAUUUGCGGCUGCUCUGCGGCGGGGAGCCAUGGCGAGUCAGGCAUAGGCUAUGGACGGACAGAUCGGCUCAAGUUCACCUCGCUGUUCCCUCAGUCCUUGCGAAGCAUGAAGCUGUUCAAGGCCGCCGCAUUUGGUCUCCUGGCCGCCGCCCAAGAGGACGCCUGCCACACGGCCCACAGCGCCAAGGUGGACUGCCAGGCCGACACCAAGUGCUCCUGGUGCGACGCAUCGGCCGUGCCCAGCGCCUGCUACACCAAGGAGGACGCUGCCAAGCUGCCCUCCGCCGUUUUCACCUGCUCAGCCCGCCGCGCCUCCGAGCUGCUGCCCCGCGAGGAGGCUGAGAAGCUGGGGGUGGUCUGGCGCGGCAACGCCUCGGAGCAGAGCUCCCACGAGCUGCUUGGAGACGUGGAGAUGCCGUCGGAGUUCACGUGGUGCGACAAGGACGGCAAGAACUACUGCACCAUGUCCCGCAACCAGCACAUCCCCCAGUAUUGCGGCAGUUGCUGGGCCCAUGGAGCAAUCUCAGCUCUGGGCGACCGCAUCAAGAUCGCCCGACAGGGCGCGGGCGUGGACAUCAACCUGGCGGUGCAGCACCUGCUGAACUGCGGAGGUGUUGGCAGCUGCAGGGGCGGGACCGUGGAUGGGCCCUACCAGUGGCUCAAGGGCAUCUCGGAGAAGGGCACGGGCAUCAGCUACGAGACCUCCAACCCCUACGUGGCCUGCAGCUCGGACUCCUCCGAGGGCUUCUGCCCCCACGUGGACACCUCCUGCAAGCCGGUGAACGUGGCACGCACCUGCGGCAGCUUCUCCCAGGAGGGUGGCCCCUGCACCGGCCUGUCCGACUAUCCCAACGCCACCAUCACGGACUACGGGUCCAUCAGCGGCGCGGAUGCCAUGAUGAAGGAGAUCUUCCAUCGGGGGCCCAUCAGCUGCGGUGUGGAUGCCCAGCCCUUGCUGAACUAUGAGCAGGGCAUCACGACGGACGAGGGCGAGUCCGUGGACCAUGUGGUCUCCGUGGUGGGCUGGGGCACCGACAAGAAGCAGGGCAUGUACUGGAUCGUGCGUAACUCCUGGGGUGAGUUCUGGGGUGAGAUGGGCUACUUCCGCGUGGCCAAGGGCGCCUUGAAGUUGGAGGAGCAGUGCUCCUGGGCGGUGCCCGGCUCCUUCACCGCGCAGGAGAAGGACAACCAGGUCCACUGCCACGAGGGUGGAGACAACUGCAAGCCGGCAGCGCAGCUGGUGGUCUAA